Molecule: messenger RNA, 3341 nt
Organism: Clarias gariepinus (North African catfish)
Lineage: Eukaryota; Metazoa; Chordata; Actinopteri; Siluriformes; Clariidae
Product: mucin-2-like
Exons: 11
Coding region: 131-2731 (866 amino acids)
Source: RefSeq, a predicted model, not a curated record
CUUCAGGCUGAGCAGUUCACAGAAUGACGAUCUAGUGGCUUCCUUAUAUCUCCGAAUUCAAUUUCACAUCAAAUUAUUAGGAAUUUCAACUACACUUAUUUACAGAAAGAGGGGCUAGGAUCCUAUAAAAAUGGUAAUAAGAGCAUUGCCGAUUCUUUUCUUUCUACUAGGACUACUUGGGAUAUCGUCUGAUAUCAAUCAACUGUUAGUUUAUGGUUGGAAAAGAAAUAGCAGUGGAUUUCUUAUUCCAGAUCCUCAAGAUCUGAACGGCAGUAUCAUCGACAAUCCAGUGGAUAUACCUAACUCUAGAACUUUAGAACUUUUGCAGAAUGGAACAGAUGUCAAAAUAUUUAGGGAAGGAUCACAAGUGAUUAUCAGAAGGUACUGGUACCCAUACCUAGUUUUGGGAGUCCAGAACCAAUCACCAGCAACUACCCUAUUCACAACACCUGCACCUGGACCUACAAACUUCACAACCCAGGCCAUCCCAACUAAUGCAAAUGCCAGUACAGAAGGCUUUAAUACAACAACAACAGCAACAACAACAACAACAAUACCAAUAACAAGAACAACAGCAGCAACAACAAAAUCAAUUACUUCAGCAUAUAUAGUUACAAGUCAUCUAACACAGAAUUAUACAUCUACGACUGAUCAAUCUGUGACACCUACCACGAGUGUUAACCUAACAACCACAAAUUUAACCAUAACUACAAUAACAGCUAGUGCUACUCCUACAUCACAGACAGAAAAUUCUACCACAGCUGUGACCGACUUGAAAACAUCUACUCAAGGAACAAGGAAUACUACUACAUUUUCAACACAGACAACUGCAACUUCCAAUAUUACUGAAAUAAAGACAACUACUCCAAUAGGACCAACAUCAGAGGUAACAUUGGCGACAAACACAAAUGGAACAACAUUGACAACAAACACAAAUGGAACAACAACAACAACAACAACAACGAAUACUGGUACAUCUCCAACACAAACAACUACAACAUCCAAUAUUACUGAAUUAAAGACAACUACUCCAAUAAGAUCAACAUCAGAGGUAACAUUGACAACAAACACAAAUGGAACAACAACAACAACAACAACGAAUACUGGUACAUCUCCAACACAAACAACUACAACAUCCAAUAUUACUGAAUUAAAGACAACUACUCCAAUAAGAUCAACAUCAGAGGUAACAUUGGCGACAAACACAAAUGGAACAACAUUGACAACAAACACAAAUGGAACAACAACAACAACAACAACAACAACAACAACGAAUACUGGUACAUCUCCAACACAGACAACUACAACAUCCAAUAUUACUGAAUUAAAGACAACUACUCCAAUAAGAUCAACAUCAGAGGUAACAUUGGCGACAAACACAAAUGGAACAACAACAACAACAACAACGAAUACUGGUACAUCUUCAACACAGACAACUACAACAUCCAAUAUUACUGAAAUAAAGACAACUACUCCAAUAAGAUCAACAUCAGAGGUAACAUUGGCGACAAACACAAAUGGAACAACAUUGACAACAAACACAAAUGGAACAACAACAACAACAACAAAUACUGGUACAUUUGCAGCACAGACAACUACAACAUCCAAUAUUACUGAAUUAAACACAACUACUCCAAUAAGACCAACAUCAGAGGUAACAUUGACAACAAACACAAAUGGAACAACAACAACAACAACAACAACAACGAAUACUGGUACAUCUCCAACACAGACAACUGCAUCACCCACUAUUACUGAAUCAAAGAAAACUACAGUGUCAGAGGUAACACUAAGCACUAACACAACUGGAACAACAGCAAUCGUAACAAAUAUUACUACAUCUCCAUCACAGAAAUCUACAACACCCACUAUUAAUGAAUCGAAUACAACCAUUUCAGUAUCAGGGACAACAACAACAACAACAAUUUCUCCUACAAUACCAUUACAGAAGGAUACAACAACUUUAAAAGCAAGUUCAACACCAGGGAAAGCAACAUCCCAAACACCAACCAUAAAGACAACCGAAAUUAUAACAUCACCAGCAAUGACAAUAACAACAACAAGUAAUACUACUAAUGCCACAUUUCCGACACAGAAAUCUACAACAGCUGUGAAAGAAUUAACAACAACAAAGAUAUCAUCCACAAGCACGAUUAAAAUACCACCACCAACAACAACAACAACAACAAAAACAACAACAACAACACCAGCAACCAAAACAACCACCACCACAACCACCACAACAACGACGACAACAACAACAACGACAACAACACCAACAGCACCCCCUGUCACAUUUGUAGUAAUUAUCACAUUUACUCUCGACAUGACGUACACUGCAGACCUCGCAAAUCCUUCAUCGGCUUCCUUUCUGUCACUCGCUGCAUUUAUUAUAGAGCAGCUUGAUUUAAUAUUUAGGUCAGCAUUUAGCAGACGGUACAGCCAUUGUCAAAUCAACAGCUUUCAUAAAGGAUCUGUUAUAGUUAAUGCAACAGCGUUCUUUAUUGAUGUUAUACCUGCUGAUAAGACGAUAGUGGAGACUUUGACGUCUGCCUGGGAAAAUCACCUCACCGCCUUGCCUCUAGUGAAUGGCACUGUUGCUGCUGGACAAUUUACCCAAGCUAGCAGCGCUUCAUGGGAAGUGUCCCCUUCUACAGUCACCCUCCUGCUCACAUGUCUACUUCUAAUAACACAAACUUUUUCAUAUAUAUACUCUACGGGGAGUUUUUAGCGUCAUGAAGGACAAAAAAUCCAAAUUAAAAUUGUACUUGAAUGUAAUCUAUUUAUAUCAUAUAGUGAUAAGGAAGCUCUUCCUUAUGGUUUAUUAAUCCCUUAUGGAAGUUUAAAUGUACAGUAGAUGAAUGUUUGUAAAGGCACAUGAACCCUAACAUUGUAAGUCGCUCUGGAUAAGAGCGUCUGCCAAAUGCGUAAAUGUAAUGUAAUGUAACAUUAUUUAUAAAGAGCUAAUAUCUAUUUGGUAGAUUUCAGGGAUUCCUCCUAAAUCUGUAUCUUUGUUUUUGUUUAUUACCAUGUCUGGUCUUGUAACUCUUUAUUGUAUGCGUAGGAUGUUUGCUUUUGUAUAUUUUUCCACGAGACCUUCAUAUACUGUAUGGGUUGGUGUUUUCUUACAGUAUGUGUUGUGUGAUGUCACACUGCAAUUGUUACUAUUUUAGGGAGCCAAUACGGAUAAACAGUAUGCCACAAAACUAGAGAAAAAGUAGAAAAAGGACCCCAUCCCCCCACACACACGUUCAUGUUCAUCGAUCACAGUACUUAGACUUUGGUUUGUAAUAAUAAUAAAGUUAUUAUUUAUUUUUGGAAUAUGCAAGUAAAAACAAACA